CCAUCAAGUAUAGAAAUAAGGCUCACGUCAAAAGUAUCGCGCCGUUAUCAAAUGUACAGCUUAAUAUCCGAAAUUGUUCUCUUUUUGAAUAAUUUUUCUGUCAAAAGAGAUAUUUCCAAAACUAGAGCGGUAAUCGAAAAUCGACCGACAAUUUGCUGAUGUAAUAUCUUAUUUACUGCUACAUCGACGUUGUUGAUACCGUUCUACGAUUGCUUUAUUUUAAUAAUAAUGGAUAAAAAUAAUGCAGCAAAAUCGAUUCCGGCUUUUUACGCUGGACAAAGUAUACUUUUGACAGGCGCAACAGGUUUUUUGGGCAAAGUAUAUUUCGAAAAGAUACUGCGAUCUUGUCCGGAUGUUCGAGAAAUAUUUAUAUUGAUGCGUCCGAAAAAAGGACUAAAUAUUAACGAAAGACUCGAGCAAAUAUUAAACUUACCGUUAUACGAUAAAUUACGACAAGAGCAGCCUUUACAUUUUAAGAAAUUAAUUCCAAUUUCUGGCGAUACCAGACAAGAAAAUUUAGGUUUAUCAGCUGCCGAUAGACAAAUGCUGAUUGAAAGAGUAAAUAUAAUAAUUCAUGCAGCCGCAUCCGUGAAAUUUAACGAUACUUUAAAAUACGCCAUCCUUACUAAUACUAGAUCAACGAGAGAUAUAUGUAUCUUAGCCGAAUGUGUGAAGAAUCUAAUCGCCUUAGUAUAUGUUAGCACAGCAUAUUCACAUUUGGAUAAUCCAUUUAUAGAAGAAAAAUUAUAUUCACCUGUAGAUGAUUGGCGGAAAAUGAUAAAAAUGGCUGAAUCAUUGGAUGAGCAUAUCUUAAAUAUUUUUACAGCUAAAUGUUUGAAUAAUAUUCCCAACACUUACAUAUUUUCGAAAAACUUAACGGAGAGUGUAAUACAGGAAUAUUCUUUGUCCUUGCCUUGUGCAAUUGUGAGACCUUCCAUAGUGAUGAAUUCGUGGAAGGAUCCAAUUCCAGGAUGGAUCGAUACUUUUAAUGGUCCAAUAGGCCUGAUGGUUGCUGGCGGAAAGGGAUUACUACGAGUAUUAUUUGCUAGUAACUAUAUUUCACAAAAUUACGUACCAGUAGAUACUGUCGUCAAUACUAUAAUUCUUGUAACUUGGAAGCUUGGAUUGACAACUUUCACACCAGCUUCUACAUGUUUUGUUGUAAACUGUACUUUUCCGGAUGAAAAAAAUAUAUCCCUUAGGGAAUUUUGCAAUUUGGAAUUUAAACUUUCGGAGAACGUACCACUGGAUGGAAUUGUUUGGAAACCUAAUACAUUAUUUACUGAAAGUUAUGUUAUGGGCUAUGUACUGACAAUAGCGUUGCAUAUCUUACCAGCUAUAUUAAUAGAUCUGGUUUUAAAAUUUUUGAGAUAUCGACCUAUGGUAUUGGAACUGCAAAGAAAAAUAUAUGUGUCCAAUCGUGCUUUACUACAUUUUAUGAUUAACGAAUGGAAAUUUGAUAAUACAAAUAGUCAAGAUUUAAUGGCACUGAUAUCAUCUGAUGAUCGAGAAACAUUCUCGAUCGAGUUAUCUAAUUUGGAUUUUGAACAGAGUAUCAGGAAUGGAUUGAUAGGAUGUAAAAAAUAUCUUCUUUACGAAGAUAUGAAAAAGUUAGAUAAAGCCAAAACUCAUUAUAAAAGAAUGAAGCUGCUUGAUGCAACAGUAAAAAUUAUUAUCACUAUUACUCUCCUGUGGAUGAUGACCAAGUGGAUAUUAUUUUCAACAUUUUAGAUUACUAAUUUAAAAAAUUUAUGCAAUAUAUAU
This is a messenger RNA of Nylanderia fulva, 1764 nucleotides long. RefSeq names its product fatty acyl-CoA reductase 1-like. The record is from RefSeq and is a predicted model, not a curated record. Gene Ontology annotation, biological process: long-chain fatty-acyl-CoA metabolic process. Gene Ontology annotation, cellular component: peroxisome. Lineage: Eukaryota; Metazoa; Arthropoda; Insecta; Hymenoptera; Formicidae. Gene Ontology annotation, molecular function: alcohol-forming very long-chain fatty acyl-CoA reductase (NADP+) activity.